AUGGCCUCAGGAUCCGGUCCGGACUCAGGAGCUGAAGGAGCUAAGGCGUCAACUGGCGUCGCCUCUGGCAUCGCGGGCUCGUCUCUCAACCGCCCCUCGUCGCCUACACCCCCCGGCGGACCACGCACGGCUAUGCGCCGUCGCGCUGCUGCAGAUCACAAGGAAUCUAUCCGGAAUGCGCGUCCAGCGUCCACACGCUCCGCUGGUGCGGGCGGCUCUUCGGGUACCAUGCUGAAGCUCUAUACAGAUGAGAGCCCUGGCUUCAAGGUUGAUCCCGUCGUGGUGUUGGUGUUGAGUUUGGGCUUCAUUUUCUCUGUUGUUGGAUUGCAUGUCAUUGCCAAAAUCACACGGAAAUUCUCUUCAUAA
This is a messenger RNA of Blastomyces dermatitidis ER-3, 366 nucleotides long. Its product is annotated as protein transporter SEC61 subunit beta. Bases 1 to 366 code for a protein of 121 amino acids. Gene Ontology annotation, biological process: intracellular protein transport. Lineage: Eukaryota; Fungi; Ascomycota; Eurotiomycetes; Onygenales; Ajellomycetaceae. Gene Ontology annotation, cellular component: Sec61 translocon complex. The transcript has 3 exons. The record is from RefSeq and is a predicted model, not a curated record.